This is a messenger RNA of Chaetomium fimeti, 1503 nucleotides long. Its product is annotated as YT521-B-like domain-containing protein. The transcript has 3 exons. Gene Ontology annotation, biological process: regulation of alternative mRNA splicing, via spliceosome; mRNA splicing, via spliceosome. Gene Ontology annotation, cellular component: nucleoplasm. Gene Ontology annotation, molecular function: mRNA binding; N6-methyladenosine-containing RNA reader activity. The coding region runs from base 196 to 1317 and encodes 373 amino acids. NCBI's taxonomy places the organism in Eukaryota, Fungi, Ascomycota, Sordariomycetes, Sordariales, Chaetomiaceae. The record is from RefSeq and is a predicted model, not a curated record.
CGCCCAGCCCGCAAAGCAAUGGUAAGCUUCAACACUCCAAUGUUUUAGAGGGCCAUCAAAUUGACGAACCCUUCUCGUUACUUUGUUGCAGGUGUUACUGGUGACCGCCAGAGUAUUGUUAGGGGACCGCCGAGAAAGCCGCGGCAAAGCGGCCAUGCCAUCUGGGUCGGCAAUCUACCACCACAAACAGAUCUGAUGAGCCUCGUGCACCAUGUGUGCAAGGAAACGGAGGGGCUGGAGUCUCUGUUCUUGAUCUCCAAGAGCAACUGUGCGUUUGCCAACUUUAAAAACGAGCAAGCCUGCUCAGCAGCGCAGCAGAAACUGCACGACUCCAAGUUCAUGACUGUCCGCCUAGUAAGUAGGCUGAGAAAAAGCACCGUGGAAGGCCCAGCAGGCGCUACCGCCCCGACGGGACCCGCGGCAUCGACGUCGCAGGUAGGGGCCAUCCAAGAAGCGAGUCCAACCGAAAACGACGGCGGCGAGAGCAAAGAGGAAGGCAUCACCCCAGAGGUGGUGGCUACAGCAGCCCCGGAAUCUCAAGCAGUGAUUUCUCCUAUGAAUGGCAGGCCCCGUCAAAAGGAUCGCUUCUUUGUCCUCAAAAGCCUUACCGUCGAGGAUCUUGAGUUGAGUGUCCGGACAAAUAUCUGGGCCACGCAAUCGCACAAUGAGGAGGCGUUGAACGCGGCAUACAAGACCUCGGACAACGUCUAUCUAGUAUUCUCGGCGAACAAGUCUGGCGAGUACUUUGGCUAUGCACGGAUGGCGUCGGCCAUCAACGAAGACCCGGCCGCCGCAAUCGAAUUUGCGCCGAGCGCACAGCCAGCAAACGAAGUCGAUCUCCCCAAAGCCAUCCCGACGGAGCCCACAGAAUUCGCGCCCAAGGGCCGCAUCAUCGACGACUCAGCGCGCGGCACGAUAUUCUGGGAGGCGAGCUGGGAUGACAAAACGGCGUCUGACGGUGGGCAGGACGAGGAAGGUUCCUGCGGCUCGGCCGGCGGGGACACGGGUAGUGUCCAGAGUGGGCAGGACAGCAACAUGUCGGAGCCCAAAGCCUGGGGCAAGCCGUUCCGGCUCGAAUGGCUAUCGACAACUCGUCUCCCGUUCUUUCACACGAGGGGGCUUCGGAACUCGUUCAACUCAAACCGAGAGGUUAAGAUCGCAAGGGACGGCACGGAAAUCGAGCCGACGGUUGCGAGGACGUUGAUUGGGAAGUUUUAUCGGGCACAAGGCCCUGCGCCGGGCAUCCUCCCUCCUGUGGUUCCGGGGGGGUUUCGGAUGCAGGUUCCCGUCACAGUUGGAUACCCCCCGAUGCGAUGAUCUGUUCAUGCGGAAUUGAGGUACCGUAGUUAGAAGCUAAAACUGUGAGCUAGUGCGCAUACUACCACCGUGUAGAGUGAUGUCUACAUCACUUCAUCAUGCUGUGCUUGCCAGUGAGGUGACCUCGCGACAAGUAAUUCACGAAUGCUAAAUUGGCCGAAAGGUUCAAGGCCCGAGUCGGUCGAU